AUGCCUCGGCCGGGCAAGAGCUCGUACAGUGAUCAGAAGCCUCCUUACUCUUACAUCUCGCUGACGGCCAUGGCCAUCCAGCACUCGAGUGAGAAGAUGCUCCCCCUGAGCGACAUCUACAAGUUCAUCAUGGAGCGCUUCCCUUACUACCGCGAGCACACGCAGCGCUGGCAAAACUCGCUCCGCCACAACCUCUCCUUCAACGACUGCUUCAUUAAGAUCCCGAGGCGACCCGACCAGCCCGGCAAAGGCAGCUUCUGGGCGCUGCACCCGGACUGCGGGGACAUGUUCGAGAACGGCAGCUUCCUCAGGCGCAGAAAGCGCUUCAAGGUGCCGCGGCCGGAGCCCCACAUGCCAGCAGCGGCGGGCAAAACAGGAGGGGUGCUGCACCCCCACCUGAGCCACUAUUUCCACCCUCAUCACCCGCCGCCGCCGCCUCCGCCGCCUCCGCUUCAGCCUCCAGCGGCAACCAAAGGACAUCCAGACUCGGCGGCGGCAGUGGCGGCGGCGGCGGCGGCUGCUGCCGUAGGAAGGCUGCCUCAGUUCCAGCCUUACAGCCCGGCUCCUGGCUUCAAGCAUCCCUUCGCCAUCGAGAACCUCAUUGGCCGAGACUACAAAGGAGUGAUCCAGGGCGGUGGGUUGCCCUUGGCUUCCGUAAUGCACCACCUGGGCUACCCAAUGGCCGGUCAACAGAUCAGCACCAUGGUCAGCUCGGUCUGGCCCCACGUGGGCAUGAUUGAGCCUGCGGGUGGCAUUCCCCUUUCGCCAGGAGAAUACGGACCUUUCGGGAUGCCGGUCAAGACCAUCUGCCACCCAUCGACACAGACACUGCCUGCAAUCCCUGUGCCAAUCAAGCCCACCCCGUCCAUUGCGCCAUCCACUGCCAUCUCUGCCCUGACGGUCAACCAUGUCACACAGCAGCUCUGUCAGACAACGUCUCCCAGUGUCUCCUCUUCCCUUCUUGAACAGAUUCCGCCAAAUUCCUCCAAUGGCAAAAUCUCCUUACAUUCUGCCUUGGUACAUUCAUAGAAUGGAAGAUGGAGAAGUAUGACUGUUGACACAAUCCUAUCGUCUAAGAUACAAGCACAGGGCAAAGAUUGGUCUGGGCCUGUUGAGUGUCUUUGGAAAGAACAUUUUGUAUUAUUAUAAUUACAAUUAUCAUGUAUUGUGUCUGUUGUAAAAUCAGUGUUCAGAGCCAGGUUCAGGUAAGAAUUUCUGUGUUCA
This is a messenger RNA of Pantherophis guttatus, 1224 nucleotides long. The record is from RefSeq and is a predicted model, not a curated record. NCBI's taxonomy places the organism in Eukaryota, Metazoa, Chordata, Lepidosauria, Squamata, Colubridae.